Phalacrocorax carbo (great cormorant) is the source of this 1432-nucleotide messenger RNA. The record is from RefSeq and is a predicted model, not a curated record. NCBI's taxonomy places the organism in Eukaryota, Metazoa, Chordata, Aves, Suliformes, Phalacrocoracidae.
GCCUGGGCACCCGGCUGCCCGCUGGACCAGAGGAGCAGAUGUGCUGGGUGUGGAGGGACUAGCUCUCUUCUCAAUGGAAAGAAACGCUGCUGUUAGGUCCCUGCUGCUUUUUUUGUAUGUGGGAUUUGUGGUGCCUGUGAAGCAAACCAUUGCGACAGUGGAUGGCAGUUUGCGUGCAUUUGCAGAUCAAGAUUCUCUGCAAAGAAAUGGUCGACGUUAUGAUGGUGGCGUGAAGCCAAAAUUUAAUGUAAACCAAGUAGCAAUUACACAGGUUGUCAGCUACAACUUGAGCGGGAAAGAACAGUGGGAAAGAGCAACCUGGAGGCCGUUCACCCACAGUCCUCUCAACGUCACCGUUAAUGGCAUCCCCUGCAUUCUUUUCUGGGCCAAGAGGAUUGUGAUUAAGUUUGAAAAUCACACGCAGCUGGAUUUGACAGAGAAGACAUUUGGCGUCCAUGCAACAGUGGAUGUUGGAGAUUCAAACUGCAGUGAAGACAAUGCAAUGCUUUCUCUGAAGUUUGGUGACAUUGGCAAUCUAAAGGGACUUGUUAUUAGAUUCUUACUAACAACCAGCUAUUAUCAGCUGUCUGUUCAGAACUGGUUCAGUUUACACAGACUACAACUUCUUUACAACCACUCCAUACAAGCGACCUUUAAUGCAACCAGAAUAUAUGCACCGGCAAGUUACUCCUACCACUGUGAACAUGUGAGCAGCUUGCAGAGAUACGAUGCACUCCUCAUACCCAGCUCAGCAAAUGAUCUUUCAAAGCUUUGGGAAGUCACUUUUAUUGAUUUCCAGAUUCAAGGCUUCAACAUUCAAGAAGGACAUUUUGCCUAUGCAAAAGACUGUGCAUCCUUUUUCUCUCCAGCAAUACUCAUGGGGCUCGUUAUGUCACUGAUUCUGCUGCUGGUUCUUGCCUAUGCUCUUCAUAUGCUGAUCCACCUGAAAUCUCUUGACAGGCACUAUGAAUGCAAAGCUUCUCCUGCCUAUUUUGCACAGAUGAAGGACAAUGACAUGGGAGAUGAGAAGGAGCCACUGAGAAGCAGUGGAAAUGAGUCCUAUGAACUUAGAAACCAACAGUUCCACAAAAUCUAUAUUUAGCAGUACGCAUCUGUCUCAGUGAAACAAGUGGUAUUUUCUUCUGCUGGCACCGUCGUAUGUAGUUUGUGCAGAUUCUUCACUAACUGAUGAAAGGAAAAGUAGGUAAUGGACUGUUUAGCCAGUUACUGUCUGUUUUUUAUUGAUAACCACCAACUCAAAGAUGCCUUGGGAAAUGAGAGAAAAAAAAAAUCUAUUGUGAGUAAGAGAUUUCAUGUUGUGGGAGAUUCCUGUAGUAAUAAACCAAAAUUCAUAGCUUUUCAUCCAGCUUACCAAGUCUUGAAGAGAGAAUCAGUAAUGGAGACUUUGAAACUAAAUAAAGAUACAAAAACU